UUUACAGAAACUAAACACUCGACGUUGCUAUGGUUACGCGUGACACUACCAGAUUGAUGAGGCCGUAUUGAUACAAAGGCAUCGAAUCUACGUGCUAACAUUUCACUUUAAAGUUGUGAAAAUUUAUUCAAUGUUUACUAACUUUAAUGAUAUUUAUUUUUGGCAUCUGCAUAAAUCCAACUUAUGAUCAAAAUCCUUCAAUAUGGUGAGAAAUAGAAGAAUUCAAACGUAAUAGUUGUUUUAUGAAAGAUCCUGAUGUUAGCCACUGUGAAACCUGUUCACCACCAGUUGAUAACUCCACCAGCUGUGUCUGGUAUGAAUAGAUAUGUGACAUUAAGCCAACUUGGAGAUGGAACUUAUGGCAGUGUUAUGCUUGGACAGCGUUUAGAUACUGGUGAAAAGGUUGCAAUUAAAAGAAUGAAGAAAAAAUAUCAUUCAUGGGAAGAAUGUAUGAGCCUAAGGGAAGUUAAGUCUCUGCAAAAAUUGAGUCAUGCAAACUUAGUGAAAUUGAAAGAAGUUAUAAGAGAAGAUAAUACUUUAUACUUUGUGUUUGAGUACAUGAAGGAAAAUUUGUAUCAACUCAUUAAGGGGAGGGAUAAUCCUUUUCCAGAAAAUGUGAUAAAAAAUAUACUUUAUCAGAUUUUGCAAGGCUUAGCUUUUAUGCACAAGCAUGGCUUUUUUCAUCGAGACAUCAAACCUGAAAAUUUGCUAUGUAUGGGACCAGAUCUUAUAAAAAUAGCUGAUUUUGGCCUUGCACGGGAGAUUCGUUCCCGACCGCCUUACACAGACUAUGUUUCUACUAGAUGGUAUCGAGCUCCUGAAGUUCUCCUUAGAGCAACAAAUUAUAAUUCUCCCAUUGAUAUGUGGGCUGUUGGAUGCAUAAUGGCUGAGCUUUAUAACCUUAAACCGUUAUUUCCUGGAAGAACUGAAAUCGAUCAAAUAUUUAGAAUAUGCUCACUUCUAGGAACACCAGAUCAAAGAGAUUGGCCAGAUGGAUUUAUCUUAGCGUCUGAAAUGAAUUUUAAAUUCCCUCAGUUUGUUGAAAUGCCAAUUCCAUCAUUAGUUCGUAAUGCCAGUCAAGAUGGUUGUGUUUUGUUAAAAGAUUUGCUUCGAUGGAAUCCUGAUAAAAGACCAACCGCUGUUAUGGCUGCUCGUUACAUAUACUUUCAAAAUGGUCUGAAACCAAUGUCGCACACCAAUCGUCGUGUGUCUGCUUUUAAUCGCCAUCUUCCAGAAUCUUACCAAGAGAAUGUACCUAAACUGAAAGCACUAGAGGAAAAAUCAGCAUACAGAAAAAGAUGGGGUGGAGACCAACUAGCACAAGAAAAUACUGGCCCAUCUGACUCUGAAAACAGCCUUAUUGCUGAUAAAGUUAUUGAAAGACAGCCAUCCCAUGAUGUUACUAGAUUUUCAGCUAAACAACAGUACAUGAAUAAACCAAGAUAUGUUUCUGGAAAUAUUUCAAGAAGUGUCCUAUUUAAUGAAGCACCAAGGUUAAAAAUGAAUGGUCAUUUUAAUAAUUCAUUUUCAAAUUCAUUUGAGCGACGCAACUCACAGCCUACUGUCAAUGGUACUCCAGUACAAAAAUCGGCCAGAAAUUAUGGACAGGCCUCAAACCCUGUGUUUUCAAUACCUGGAAAAAUUGAUUGGAGUGCCAAGUAUCUAAACUAGUCAAACUGAAUUCUGUGGUAAAUUUUAUCCAGUAACCUCUUCCAAGAUUGCUCUGAUUUUAAAUCUAACAAAAGACAUUUUAGGUUUAUUCUUGUAACUAUCAUUUCAUUAGUUAUUUUAUCCUGUAUCUAUGCCCUUUGUAAUUUUAACAUGGUUACUUGAAAGAAAAUCCAGCCAUCUUUUAUUUGAUGUAAACAUAAUUAUCAUAUUUAAAAAUUAUUGUAGCAGAAAGUAUUGUUAAUAAGUAUAUAUUAUGAAUACAGCAAAUAUACAGUAGAGCUCUGUAUAUCUGAAACCUGGUAAUCAAAAUUUCUGAACCGAUACUACUUGUCAAAAAUUAUAAAUUAAUAGAACCAUUUAAAAUAUUUAUUAUGUAACUAAAAACAACUCAGUCAAUAAAACAAAAGAAUAAAAAAUAUAGAUUAAAUAUUGAGGAGUGAAUCAUUCAAAUCCAAGGAUAGAAUAAAUUUGCAUAAUUUCUUCAAGUAAUUUAAAUGAUUAAUAUCAAAAUUAUAUAAAGCAUGAUGCUUGAUUGGGAAAAUAAGACAGAUUUGAACCUUGAUUUAAAAUGUGAUAUUUGAAUGAUUCAAUAUAACAAUAUGGGUAACAGCCCUAAUUUAUUCAGAUUAGUGAGGUUCUACUGUAUUAAGAAUUUUUCCCUUUUCCUUUCAUUUCAAAAUUAUAUUUACUAAGUUACAAAAUGAAAUCAAAUAUUUCUGCAAAGAGAAUAUUUGAAGAUGUGAUUGAUGGGAAAAGCAUGUUUAUUUUUGCAUAGACUUUUAAAGAGUGAUUGAAUUAAAUGUGAUGUGCCUCUUAUACUUUUUAAAUUAUUAUUAUUUUUUUUGCACAUCAUCAGGUGAUCAGCACGGGUUUUUUUGUUGUACAUAGUUCAUAUCUAGUCAUAAAAUUUCAUUGUAUAUGAAGCAUAAUGUGUUUAUUUUAAUCAAAAAUGUGUAUGAUAAAAUUAAAAGAAUGUAAUAAGACAUAGCUGAGCUCAAUAAUAUGAAAUAAAAAUAUUUUACGAUUAAAGAUUUUACUUUAAAAUCAAUUUUACUGUGCCUUAAACAUGAUAAUAAAAAUAUAGCUAAUUGAAUAGCUUCAAAUUAUUGAAUAGAACUAGCGUUUUGAUAAAAUAAAAGUUGUAACUGCUUAAGUUUUAAAAUAAAAAAACUUCACUGAUUUAAUUAAAAUAAUUGAAUUUUCUGUUUGAAGAAAAAAGAAGAUGAAAUAAAAGUUAUCAUGUAAGAUAAUCAUUCUUAGAUAAGUUGCUAGUUAAGUAGAUUAAUAAUAAUUAAAUAGGGAAAAAUAAAAUGUUUACUUAGAGUUAUUUUUUUAUAAGUUUAACUUCAAACUGACAAUUCAAUUAAAUAUUUUGUUAUUUGUGAUAAUUUGUUGUCAUUGUUCAUCAGUACAUAUCAUUAAUUAUGUUUGAAAAGUAAGAAUGAAACUAAAUUAAAGAUGUAAAUACAGCAAUGUUCAUAAUAAAACAUUUGGUAUGA
Molecule: messenger RNA, 3170 nt
Organism: Parasteatoda tepidariorum (common house spider)
Lineage: Eukaryota; Metazoa; Arthropoda; Arachnida; Araneae; Theridiidae
Product: serine/threonine-protein kinase dyf-5
Biological process (GO): protein phosphorylation
Molecular function (GO): protein kinase activity; ATP binding
Source: RefSeq, a predicted model, not a curated record